AUGUGUGUCUGCGGAUUCGGCGUACUACCGAUCUCUCCACGGAGAAAUGUUACGAGCUGCCGACGCUCGAAGCAUAAAGACAUUUUUUCAGUCUUGAUGUCAAAGACCAGUCGAAAGUUGAAGAUCACAGACAUACCCAAAGAUACUGACAAGCCAGACGGAGAAGCCGUCAACCCCGACACUCUGAAGACCGUUGACCAAAUCGUAUGGGAAUACUCCCCCACAUCGUCACCAGUUACAGAAAAGCGUAGUCUGCCCAAGCGAAAUUUCCAGGACGUUGAGUCCAAUGAGACCAGUGCAAAGAAGAGGCAAAAGACAGCUCUCGCCCCUAUGAAUCCAAUCCUGGAAGAUACUUCCGGGUCCAAGGAAGAUCACGGUACCAUGCCAAAAGCCGAUGACGCAUGCGACGAGUCAGAGAUGGAAGGAAAGAAAAGAUACUAGAAGAUUACGACAAAAUGCAUACGGAAUGCUGAGGCUACGGAUUUAAGGCUAUACUUCCGACCCGAUGCGCGGAAAAUGGACGGUGCAGGGAAAGCAGGCAUUUCGAAUCACUGAGAGACCAUCGCUACACAGCCGAGUAAAGUACCUGCGACCCAAGGUAUCAGAUUCUGAUGUUCCACGUCGGACAAUAAUAGCGGAGAA
Molecule: messenger RNA, 642 nt
Organism: Desarmillaria tabescens
Lineage: Eukaryota; Fungi; Basidiomycota; Agaricomycetes; Agaricales; Physalacriaceae
Exons: 5
Coding region: 1-441 (146 amino acids)
Source: RefSeq, a predicted model, not a curated record